AUGUCCAACACUGUAGCAGUAUUCACCUUUCUUUUGUCCUUGCUGAAUGCAAUUGCUUAUGGCAUUGUGUGGAACGCUCCCAUCAUCGUUCCAAAUGAAACUACCGUUUGGCAAGCAGGACAAAACUAUACCGUGGAAUGGAAUACUACGACCUCUUGGGGUCAGCCUAUUCCAGAAAAUGUUACUGGAAUUAUCAAGCUUGGCUAUCUCGAAGAUGGAUACGCAGACGAACAUUUGUACUGGGACCUCGCUAGUGGCUUCCCACUCAACAGCGGUGGACACAACAUCAGCCUUCCAUCCGAUUUAAAAACCAUGUCUAAUUACAUUAUCGUAUUGAUGGGGGACUCUGGCAAUGCAUCACCCAAAUUUACCAUUAACGGAGUAUCCUCUCAAUAA
Messenger RNA from Zychaea mexicana, 396 nucleotides. RefSeq lists its product as uncharacterized. The transcript has 5 exons. Lineage: Eukaryota; Fungi; Mucoromycota; Mucoromycetes; Mucorales; Lichtheimiaceae. The record is from RefSeq and is a predicted model, not a curated record. Bases 1 to 396 code for a protein of 131 amino acids.